Molecule: messenger RNA, 1984 nt
Organism: Poeciliopsis prolifica (blackstripe livebearer)
Lineage: Eukaryota; Metazoa; Chordata; Actinopteri; Cyprinodontiformes; Poeciliidae
Product: protocadherin alpha-6-like
Exons: 1
Coding region: 108-1889 (593 amino acids)
Biological process (GO): homophilic cell-cell adhesion
Cellular component (GO): plasma membrane
Molecular function (GO): calcium ion binding
Source: RefSeq, a predicted model, not a curated record
UCUUCAAAAUAGGCUUUUGAUUCUGAAAGCAUGCUAAGCUUAAGAUAUUGCUACAGUCGUUUAAUGAACUAAGAGUCAACUGGGAUUACACGUAUUGCCGUAUUAAAAUGGACUUCUACGGGAAAUGUCGGAGAAGGGAUGGCUUCUGGCUGGCUUUUUACUCCGCUUUGCUCCUUUUAUCGGAGAAAGAAGCUUCUGCUCAGAUACGGUACUCGGUCCCAGAGGAGGUAAAAGACGGAACUGUUGUUGGCAAUGUUGCAAAGGACCUCGGACUGGAUGUCAGCUUUUUAACCGAACGCCGAUUUCGUGUUGUACCUGAAAGUAAGGAUCCUAUAUUUGAAGUAAACCCGAAUAAUGGGGCGCUAUAUGUUAUUAGCCAUAUUGACCGGGAGGAGCUCUGUAAAGACAGCGGUUCAUGUUUAGUAGAGCAAAAAAUCCUUGUUGAGAACCCUUUGGAAAUGCACUAUGUCACUGUAGAAAUUACUGAUGUUAAUGAUAAUUUUCCUAGUUUUCCCGAAAAACAACAGAGAAUUGAAAUAGCGGAACACACGCUUCCUGGAAGGCGAUUUCAGCUGCACAAUGCUCACGAUCCAGACGCCGGAAUAAACUCAGUUCGUACGUACACUUUGACACAAAAUGAACAUUUUGACAUAAACAUACGUCAAAGCGAUACAGGAAUGAUUCCAUUUUUGAUCCUAAAGAAAUCGUUAGACAGGGAACAAAGAAGCAAACACGAAUUAGUGGUGACAGCUGUCGAUGGAGGUAAACCUCCGAAGUCCGGGAAAUUAAAUGUCAACAUUAUUGUUUUGGACAUUAAUGAUAACCGUCCCGUAUUCAGUCAGGAGAUAUAUCAAUUGUCAAUAGAAGAAAAUAUUCCUCUCGGCACAACAGUGUUUAGAAUGAAUGCGACUGAUGUCGAUGAAGGCAUCAACGGGGAAAUUGAGUACAACCUUGGAAAAACGUUAUUGCGCAAAGUGUUUGAUAUUUUUGAAUUAGACAAAGUAAAGGGAGAAAUAGUCGUAAAGGGUUUAGUGGAUUAUGAAGAAAAAAUUUUGUAUGAGCUGGAUGUUGAGGCAUCAGACAAAGGGACACCUCCAUUGACCGGUGAGUGUCGAUUGAUAUUAAAGAUUUUAGACGUAAAUGAUAAUCCACCAGAAAUUCAAAUCACGUCCCUGUCAAAUACUGUAUCUGAGGAUUCAAAACGGGGUACAGUUAUAUCAUUACUUAGUUUUUCCGAUAAGGAUUCCGGUAUGAAUGGAAAAAUAAUAGCAAAUAUAAUAAAUGAUGUACCUUUUGAAUUAAAGCCCUCUUAUAAAGAAAAUAUAUAUUCAGUUGUUGUCAAAGAUAAUUUGGACAGAGAGGAGGUGUCACAUUAUGACAUCCAAAUAAAAAUCACGGACUGUGGUGACCCUCCAUUAUCUACUAUUAAAAGCAUAAAUAUUGAUGUUUCAGAUAUAAAUGACAACAGUCCUCAGUUUGCUUAUAACGUGUUACAAAUUUACAUAGUGGAAAAUAACGUUGCAGGAGGUUCAAUAUUUUCUGUUAGCGCGACAGACAGUGACUUGAACGAAAACGCAGUCAUUUCAUACAAUAUCCGUAGAGAAAUAAAUGAAAAUAGUGUAGCAUCCUUUCUAAACAUCAACUCGGAAAAUGGAGAAAUAUUUGCUCUAAAGAGUUUUGACUUUGAAACUCUGAAAACUUUCCACUUCCAAGUUGUCGCCACUGAUUCUGGGACUCCGUCACUCAGCAGCAACGUCACAGUGAACGUGUUCAUUCUGGAUCAGAACGACAACGCUCCAGUCAUCCUGUAUCCACUCAGCUCCAAUGGUUCUGCUGAAGGUGUGGAGGAGAUUCCACGCAAACGUGAACGCAGGACACUUGGUGACUAAAGUCAGAGCCUAUGACGCUGAUAUAGGAUAUAAUGGCUGGUUGCUGUUUUCACUGCAGGAAGUUACUGACCACAGUCUGUUUGGUUUGGACCGAU